CCGCAGCCUUUGGCUCGACGCUCUCGCAGGGGCGCCCGCCGCGCCCGCCGCGCCCCGAGAGGCGCGCCCGCAGGGCGGCGCCCCGCCCCGCCGCUGGCCUCCCCGAGGGCCCCGUGCGGCGGGCAUAUGCGGUGGCGGCUGCCCUGGGCGCUGCUGGCGCUGCUGUGCCCCUCGGGCGGCGUGACGGAGUCGGAGCUCCCAGGGCCGACGCCGAGCAGCGGCGACGAGCUCCUGUGCAAGCUGAAGAGAUCCGUGAAUUUCAGGGACAUGUUCGGCGUCCACAAGUGGAACUCGCCGAGGCUCUUCGCCCCCAACCCGACGACCACCUGCGCCGUGGUCAGCAGCAGCGGGGUGCUGAGGGUCAAGGAGCACGGGCCAGAGAUCGAUGCGGCCGACCGCAUAUUCAGGUUCAACCAGGCCGAGACGAAGGGCUGGGAGGAGUACGUCGGGUACAGGAAGGACGUGACCAUCUGGAAUGACAUCGCCCUCCUCAAGCACGAGGACGCCUGGGAGACGCACGCCGGCGGGGUUUACGUGCAGUUCCUCAAGUUCGAUGAGGAGCUCGAGAAGGCCACCGCGCUCCGAAAGGACGACGACGAUGGCGUGACAUUCCUCAUCGUCUGGCCCAACAGUCUGGAGUCUGCGGUCAGGGAGUUCUUCGCAACUACAUAUCCGGAGGAGUGGUUCCCCAAGCACGUCAAGUCGGUGUUCAACCCGGACCAGGGCGACGCCGACUCGGACGAGCUGAAGCAGAGGUUCGCCCCGUCCACCGGCGUGAUGGGCAUGCUGUUGGCCCUCACCAUGUGCGGCGAAGUCAGAACGUACGGCAUGGCCGCGUCGAAGGCAGAGCUGGACGACACCCUGCCCUACCACUACUGGGACGAGGACGCCAAAGGCGGAGCCAACGCCCACACAAACAACUUCCACGUGACGAUCAGCGCGGAGAAGGACCUGUGGAGGCGGCUCUCCAGCACCCCGGAGAGCGUCAUAGACGAGACGGCGACCGCCGUCAUUCCAGGCUUCUCGGCCGUCGACUGCGCCAGCUUCGACGGCGAGAGCUGGCCGCCGGAGCUGGAGAUCUCGCCCUUCGGCUCCUCUUUCUCGUUCCGGGGCGGGCGGACGGGGAAGUUCUGCACCGACGCCGGGGACGACGGCGUCAUGUGCUUGGCGGACUCCGCGGGAGAUAUGGAGAAGUUUGUCUUGGUCAACGCUGGCAGUGGCAAGGUUGCCCUGGCCGGGCCAAAGAAGAACAAGUACUGCACCCUCGCCUUCGAGGAGGACGCACUGAUGAAGUGCAACGUGGACAGCAUCGGCGGCUCCCGGGAGACGUGGAUCCUGGAGGACGCCGGGCUGGACGAGAACAAGCUGAGGCAGUUCACCCUGAAAGGUGGCGACGGCCAAGACAAGUACUGCGCCGACACAGGGGAAGCGCUCAAGUGCGACCGCGACCAGGCCAACAGCUCUGAGAAGUUCUGGCUCGAGGCUGUCGAGGACACGCUGCUCUCGGGGCUGUCGGAGGCCCGCCGCCGCGCUGGCCGCGGCGCUCGCGCUGGGCGCCCGCCGAAGGCGACGGCCUGGCGCGCUGCUUCGGUCAGGGUCGUGCGAGGAGGAGGAGGCGGAGGCGUGCAACACCGCAUUGUGAAGCGACAAAGCUCGGUGCACUCAUUUUCCGGUGUUGCUUCCUCCUGCAGCCGCCCUCUGCAGCUUUAUCAGAGAGAUGUUGUAGUAGCAGUAGUUAGGUUUGCGGCAAUUCAUGGCAGAGCGGUUGACCACUAA
Messenger RNA from Prorocentrum cordatum, 1776 nucleotides. The record is from the annotation of a GenBank genome assembly. NCBI's taxonomy places the organism in Eukaryota, Dinophyceae, Prorocentrales, Prorocentraceae.